AGCACGGGACCUCUCACGCCGAAGAAUAUGGAACUCUUGUCAUCGGUGAAAUAUGUUCAAAGCAAAGUUCAAGAUUCAACGAAAGGUAUCGAUGAUCGGUGACGAACUUGGAAGUUGAAGAUCCGACGCGUCCAGCACAGCCACCUAAGCUCAGUCCUCCGCACCCCCAUGUCAUCAAUUCCAGCGACAUCAGCAACCCAGGCCAAAGAUCGCCUUUACGGCCAGCUCGCAAGCAGCCUCGGGAGGCUUAACAGAUCUAUCAGCACUACUGCAGAUCUCUGCGAGCAGCUGCAGGUGGAUUUACAAGCUAUGAGAACCUUUGCUGGGCUCGACGCCGCCAAAUUCAUAGCGAUUGCAUCUCAAUUGAAUCAGGAAGUUGAAGGUGAUACCAGCGCGACAUCUGGCAGCGAUGAUUCACGGUGACGCGUUAAAUCGCGUAGGACAUUUUUGUAAAACUAGAA
Molecule: messenger RNA, 461 nt
Organism: Desarmillaria tabescens
Lineage: Eukaryota; Fungi; Basidiomycota; Agaricomycetes; Agaricales; Physalacriaceae
Exons: 3
Coding region: 169-423 (84 amino acids)
Source: RefSeq, a predicted model, not a curated record